GUUUUCUUUUUCGUUCGUGUUCUAUUUACAUUAUUAUAAUGUUAUUCUAUUAAAUCCUUUAGCGGUUUUUGAUUUUAUUUCAAUUUUUUAAUUCUCCUUAUUACUUUGUCCUCACUGUUAACGGUAUAUUCGUCGCUGUUACUUUUCAAUUUUUCCUUAAUCCUUGUGCUCGCGUCGGAAACUGAGUACUUUGGUUCCCGACAGAACGUUUUAUUCUUUAUGUCAUCCUCGAUACUUUUGUAAUCAAAUCUCAAUAUCAUUAGUGUGCAAUAAAUAAUAAUGUGACCACUUACCAAUGUUUACCUCUUUCACGAGCUGUACUUAGCUACAACAAUGCUAUUCACAUAGGACCGAUUUUAUUUUGUAAGUACCCUGUACAUGUUCUUUGCGUACUACAAGUCACAACACUCACAACCUUGUGUUAUUCCAUGAUAGUAAAUCUCUUAUGUUUUUAAAUUUUGUAAAUUUAUACACCACAGCAGUAAGCUACCUAUUAAGUUUGUGUUUGGCUAAAUACUUAGUAUUUUUACAUGCCCAGUUUAUUUAGCUAUCGAAAUUAUUUUAUUUUAUUUAACUGGAUAGGAACUAUAUACCUAAUAUACCUACCCUAUUCAUUGUAAAUGUACUUAGUAUUUAAUUUAAUUUGUUUUCCUGGUAAUCAUUUUUUGUUGAAUUCUCCCCGAAAAUGGAGACUGCUGUUAUGUAUUGUACAUGUACUUACAUAAUAUAAUUAUAAUUUUCCCGCUACUUUUAGAUACAUAACAUCUUCUGGACCAAAUGAUGUUAUGGAAAAAUCGUUUUUUUUUUAGUUUUGAACAACCCUUCAUAUCUCCCUCUCCAAAUGAAACCAGUUUGAUGACAUUUUGUAUCAAGAAUACUAAUACCUUUUGAGGGUUUCUACUUUCAACCCCCACACCUACUAUUUUUAUGCUCAUUUUACCAAUUAUAUUUUUUGGUAGUUGAAUAAUUGUAAUGUAUUAUAGUAUUUGGUUUUUAUUUUCUUUAAGUAGAAUAUUUAUAUAAUUCAAGAUAAAAAGGAGAACUUAUUAGUGAUGGCUAAUAUGUGAUGUAGAAUAUUUUCUUUUCAGUAUAUUCUAAAUUAUUCAAUAUUUGUGUGGUUUAAAUGUAGAUCCUUCAGAACUUUAGAUUAUCUUUUUUUUUUUUUUUGUGGUAAAGUUUAGAUAUUCUGCUAAUGUAGGUAUACAAAAAAUAUGUUAAUAGACAUAAUAAAGUUAGAGGUGGUAUUAGAGAGAAUAUAUUGGAAGAAACCAUAAGAUAUUUAAGAAAACAAGUGUAGAUGAAAAUCAAGGAGUAAGUUAAUUAGGUAUUUGUUGUAUAUGCAGAAAUGGUGUUGUUUUAAGAGCUGUAGAAGGCAAAAAUAAAAGCAGCUGAAUCCACUUGCGUGUGAUAUAGACAAGGAUAAGAAAAUGAACAUAAACUUUCAAAUUUUAAUCUAUUGCUUAUAUACCUACUAGGUACUAUUUAAUAUCCAAAUAACAAUAUUUUUUUGUACAUAAACCUAUAUACUUUUAUUUAUCUUGAUAAUGAUUUUAACAAAACAGUUAAUGAAUAUUUUUGUUGUGUUUUGAUGUGCUUUGAUGAUGAGUAUCAACUGUUUAAAUAAUUGACAUAUUUUUAUGUGUUAUUAUUUAUAUAUACAUAUUGGUUUAUACAAUUUUAUAUAAGACUAUUGUGUAGCGUGUAAAAAUUCAAUCCCUAUUGGUCUAUGGUAACUAAUUGUUUUCUUAUUAAAAUAAAAAUAAAAUAUUUGUUUUACUGUGUAUUAUUUCAUUUAAAUAUGUUUUAUAAUUAUAUUUUUGUUUUCAGUAUAUUACGCUUAAUAAAUUAUCUCAAAUAUGCAAGAGGAUAUGGUAUAUCCGGCUGGAUGUCGUCCAGUAACAGACGAUUUGGGCCCAGAUGAACUUAUUCGUCGAUUGAAAGUAUAUUAGUUAUUAAAUUAUUAUAAAACUGAACUUGAUUGUUUAAAAACGUGCAUGCAAUAUUCUAGACUUUAGCUCAUACUCUUCAAGCAAUGGGUCAAGACGAGGGCAUGUAUCAACAAUAUAUACCAUUAACCCUACACUUGGCUCAAGGUUAUUUCCUGAAGCACGCUAGUAAAGAUGUUCAGCUUUUAAUUGCUUGUUGUAUUGCUGAUGUACUUAGAGUUUAUGCUCCUGAAGCUCCAUAUAAAGAUCCGGAGCAAGUUAAAGUAUGAGAUUGUUAAUUAAAAUUAUUGUUUCCAUUAUGUAUUUUCUACCGAAGUACCUAGUAAUCAUAUUUCUAAUGUUUAUAUGUUUAUUUAUUUUUGUUCUAGGGUAUAUUUAUGUUCCUAAUUAAACAACUUGCUGGUUUAAAAGAUCCUAAAGAUCCAGCAUUUAAACGUUAUUUUUAUCUUUUGGAAAAUCUUGCUUAUGUUAAGUCUUUUAAUAUGUGCUUUGAAUUGGAGGACUGCCAAGAGAUAUUUUGCAAGUUAUUUUCGCUUAUGUUUAAAAUUGUCAAGUAAGCACUAACAUAAAGAUAAACCAGAAUUAAUUUUUAUUAAAAUAUUGUGUUAUUGGUUAGUGAUGAACAUUCAACCAAAGUAAAAUCAUUUAUGUUGGAUAUUUUAUGUCCACUUAUAUGUGAAUCUGAUAUGGUAGCCAGUGAACUUCUUGAUAUUAUUUUAAUUAAUAUUGUAGAGCCCAAUAAAUCACAGAGAAAAAAUUCUUACUCAUUAGCUAAAGAUCUUAUUCUCAAAUGCUCAAACACAUUAGAGCCUUAUAUUCAAUCAGUAAGUAUACCAACUUUAUGUGUGUGUGUUAAUACAUAUUAAUGUAUUAACAUGCAUCAAUGUGUAUAUUAAUGUAUUAACAUGCAUUAUACAUAUCAACUUAUUAUAUUAAUAAUAUAUAUACAAAAGAUUCUAUGAGAAUUUCAUAAAUUACAUUUUAUUAUUUUAGUUUUUUAAUCAUGUUUUGAUUUUGGGAAAAAAUGAAAAAAAUCUGGCUAUAAGUACAAAGACAUACGAUCUCAUUUAUGAAUUGAACAGAAUAAGCCCUUCUGUACUAUUGGCAGUACUUCCACAACUUGAAUGCAAAUUGAAGUCCACUGUAGAACAAGAACGCCAUGGUACAGUAUCUCUUUUAGCUCGAAUGUUUUCUGAAAGAGAUUCAAGUCUUGCACGCCAUCAUAACGUUUUAUGGCAAGCAUUUCUUAGUCGAUUUAAUGAUAUAUCUGUAAGCAUUCGUAUUAAAUGUGUUCAAUAUGCUAUGCAUCUACUCUUAAACCAACCUGAACUUCGUCAAGAUUUGACUGAAGCAUUACGUUUAAGAAGUUCUGAUAGUGAUAUGAAUGUACGCCAUGAAACUGUUAUGGCCAUUGUGUCAACAGCUAAACAUGAUUUUGAACCAAUUGCAGAUAAUGAAGAAUUACUUUUAGUUGUUAAACAAAGAAUGUGUGAUAAAAAGGUAAUGUAUUAUACAUUUGACUUAAAAAAAAUGUACCUUGUAUAAUAUGUUUAUUUGUAUUUUUAGUUUAAAAUAAGAAAAGAAGCUACAUCUGGAUUAGCAUUUAUAUACAAAACAUAUUUAAAUGAUCCAGACAUUCCUCAAGCUACUAAAAAAGCAUUCACUUGGAUCAAAGAUAAAAUUUUACAUGGUUAUUAUAGAGCUUGUGUUGAAGAUAAAUCCUUAGUUGAGCGACUUGUUAAUACUUCCUUGGUUCCAUAUCAACUUCCACCAGAAGAGAGAAUGAAAAGACUUUAUCAUUUAUAUGGUACAAUUGAUGAUUAUGCCAAAAAAGCUUUUAUGGAGAUUCAAAAAACUCAACUUUUGUAAGUGUAAUUAAAUUUGUUUUCAUUUUUUUUUUUUUUUUAAUUUUAAAUUUAAAAUGAGUUUAGAAUUCGCUCACAUUUAAAAGAUUUUCUUGAUAAUCAUAAGAAAGAAGACAAUCCUCAAAAAGAUAAAGAAAUUCAGGCCAGCAUAAAAUUAUUGACACGGUAUUUACCUGAAUCAGUUAAAGCAGCAGAAUUUAUUGGAAAGUUUUCACAUCAUUUAAUUCAAGAUCCUUCACUUUUGAGUUGUAAGUUGAUCUUUAAUUAAGAAUUUUUAUUUCUAAUUAUAUAAUUUAAAAAUAAACUUUAGCAACCCUAGCUAAAUAUUAUCACUAAUUAGUAAUUUUUUUGUUAAAUAAAUAAUUAAUUUUUUCUCUAUAAAAAUGAACGGAUUUGUAAAAAUAUAGUAUCUUUAAACGUUAUGCAAAAAUACAAAAUUUAAAUUAUUAGUAGAAUCUAAUGAUUUAUUUUUCAUUUUUUAAAGCCAUGGAUACAAUAGCAAAACAAAAUUCAAGUACUGCUGAAAUAUCUGAAGCCACUAAUUUAGUAUUACGAAAGCUUGGCCAACCUGUCAUGACAAAUCUUUACUAUAACACUGUUAAAGCACUUUUGGAAAGAGCUUCUUCUGUAAUGAUAGAUUCUACAGCUUUAAAGGUUACUAUAAUAUUAUAGAAUACUUAUUAAAAGUAAAAAUGGUUCCUCCAAGGAAUACCAAAUUUUAAUUUCUUAUAUUUAUUACAUUUUUUUAUGUAUACAUAAAAGUACUAAUUAAGUUCUACUAAUUGAAUACGGUAAAAUAUUUUUUUACCAUACCACUUAAAGAAAGCACGGGCUUUUUUUUUUUUUGCCGAAAUGACCCCCAAAAAUUAAAUUUAAAAAAUGUUUGUGCCCAGACCCAGUCAUUAAUUUUUUAUUUUAAGUUCAAUCAGCCCAGGUCUUUUCAUAAUUUUGUAUAAUACUCAAUAUUUGUUUUAACCAUUAUUUAUUUUAUGAAAUGAGUUUUAUUUAACAUUUUCACAGCUGACCAACCUAUUUCCGCAAAUACCUCUAUAGCUGAAUACACAGAUGACAAGUUAUCUUCAUUACCCAUAUCUACUUAUAGUCUCCAAUAGUCUUUAAAGUCACCUUAAUUUAUUAUCUAUUAUUUAUUCAGUAAACAGUCAAAAUUAAUAACUCCAAAUAAAUGCUCUUAAGAGGACGCUAUACUUGCAUCUACUGUCUCAGUCCAACUACUGAGCAAUAUGCAAUAACAAUGCUUAUUCCUGCAGACUUCGUAGACUUAGUAAAACUAGCAUAAUUUUGAUUUUAAAAAAAUAAUACCUAUUAUAAAAUUUAUAGAUAACAAAAUAUAUACAAUAUAUAAACCCUCCGAAAUAUUUUCUAUACAUUUCAUAAUGAGUUCUUUAACUCUAAAAUCAAAAGCUAGUUUCACGUAGUCCAAGCAUUAAUUUUGUUUGUUGUUUGAUAGUUCAACUGAGAGUAGAUAUAGGCUUCCUCUAAAUGUUUACCCCUUAAUGACGUUUCUCCUCUAGCAAUUUUAUAACUUCUAUCGCAUUGACCGUCCAAUACUAAGGUAAGUUCUUAGGCUACACUUACCUGGGCUCACCACAAUAAAGUAAAAUGACUUCUGCUAUUUCUUGGAAAAAAAAAAUUUAAUCUGUCAUUUAAUUUCAUUAAAGUCGUUCUAACUUACUGUAAUUUAAAGCCUUUGCCAUAUUUAGUUACCACCACAAUAUUUAUCAACCACCCUAACUAGUAUUGAGUAUGUGACAUGUGGACAAAAAAAUUUCAUAAUUCCCAUAAAUAAUGAUUAUAUACUUCAUGACCCAUGCAUCAUGAGAACCUUGCUUUAUGAAUUACCAAUUCAUUUUGUUUGUGGCCUUACCCAGUUUAAAGCCAAGUACAGGCUUGGCCCUGCUUGGUUCAAGCAUGACAUGUGCUGAGCUGGCCUGACUCGUGUUGAUCUCUAUUACCACUUAUAAUUAGUAAACCUGAAAGGCACAGCAUACUAUAACUAGUUUAAACUAUUUUAUAUUUUACUUUUUGAAGAAAUUGAAUUAUCAUUUUAAAGUGCAAUGGUUAAUAGAGUCUAAAUAUUUUAAUAUGUAACUUUAUACAGAACUAUUAUUAUUAAACAAUAAUUAUUUUAUUAGGCGUUAUUUAAUCAUGUAGAAAAUUGUUUAACUGGCGGAAACAUGAUUGAAGAACUUGGCGUAAAUCCAGGAACAGCUGGAUAUAUAGGACUAGAGCUGCUUAAUGUAAUUAUUAUUUUUUGAAUAUAUAAUUUGUAGCAACUUUAACAUAGGAUUAUUAAUUUUAGGUACUGUCAAAUACAUUUGCUUGUCAUUUCUACCAUCCAGAUAUACUAGAGAAAUUGUUAGAUUUAUCACACCAUGAUGAUGAAUACAUUGCACCUCAAGUUCUCACCAUGUUAACCACAAUUGGCAAAUAUAGUGCACUUGGUAAAUUUAUUUAAUAAUUAAUUCUAUUUACCUAUCAGAAAAAUAAUAUUAUUUAUUCUCAAUAUGACAGGUGAUUCUUACCCAGAAUUUACUGAAAAAUUAAUACCAAUAUGUAAAAAAUUAGCUGUUAGUGGAACUCCAAAGCAAGCAAAAGGAGCUAUUCGAUGUUUAUAUGUCAAUGUAUAUCAUUCCAAAAAUGAUAUUUUUGAUGAUAUUGUUGAAGUAAAAAAUAUUACACUUGUUCAUAUUUACAUUUUUUAUUUAUUCUUAUUUUUUUCUUAAAUUCUAGAAAACCAAAAUUAAUUUGGAACCUGAUUCAGAACAUUAUGAAACUGCAAUAGUGGCUCUUGGACAUCUAGCGAUCAAUGUGGCUGAAAAAUACAAUGUUCAUUUCAAAAAUAUGAUUUCUCGAAAAGUAAGAUUAACUAUUUUAUGUAACUAUACUCUAUUCAGAAUAAGGAUCUGUUCGUGUAUGAGCAUUCAUACAUUCCUAGAUUGAUGAAUCCCAAUCAUUGAACUUGUAAUCGCUAACUAUACUUAACCAUACGCCCUUGCGGUGCCAGUAGUGGGGAUACAUGUGUGAGUUUGGAAAUGUAUUUAUUCUUAUUCUAAAUGGAGUGUAUUAAAAUACUAAAUCUGUUUAUUAAUAUAAUAAUUUGCCAAUUGGAAGUAUUUUAUACCUACCAUUCUAUUUACCAAUUAUGCUUACAUCAUAUCACUAAUUGGACCUAAUUUUAAAACGUUUAUCUCUGUACUUCUUAAAUAAUAUACUUAUAAGUACUAUAUCUCUUAAUAUAUUUUACAAUAGUUUGUAUAGAUUCAAUCUGAAACACUUCUUUAGGUUUUUAGUCAGAAGUUUAGACCCCCUUACUACCCUUGUUUUGUCCGCUCCCUUCAUUCAUAUACGUACUAUUACAUUGUUACCGUUGUUAAUUUGGUUAUCAAGGAAAUAUAAAUUAUUCGUAACACUAUUAUUAUUUAUACAAAUUUGUAAUAUUAUUAUUUUAUACAUUAUUACAUUAUUAAUUUUAAUAUGCGUAUUAAGUAUAAAUUCAUACUAGCCAAUAUUACAAAAUAUAAGUACUGAGAAUUUUAAAAAUAUUCUGUUAAUUCUUUAAAAAUUAAAAUACUUAAUUUAUUUAGGUUUCCACAUAUAAUCAUAACGUACUAGUUUACCAAAAUCUUUCAAAAUUGUAUAUGGAAUUUUAGUUUUUAUUUAAAUGCCGAGAACUUUGUAUGCUCAUAAAGUGGGUUUUUCUUAUUGUUCUAAUCAUCUAAACACCAAUCUAAUUCAACUUUGUUUAAAUAACAAUUUGAAUAAAUUAAACUUUACUUAACUUGUAAUUAGAGUAUUGUUAUUGCAAUUUGAUUUUAAUUCUCGACUAUAGGCUUUGUCAUAUUUAAUUUAAUAGUUUGUUGACUAAUGAUGACAAUCAUGAAACUAUCAUUGUGAGCUUAUUCCUCAUGUGAAGAAAAUUAUUUGAAAUUUGGAUCCUCUUAAACAAACUAUUAUUCUUUAGAAAGUCUGUGUUAAUAUAACUUAAUUAAACAUGAUAAACUACAAAAUUCAGUUAUCUUAAUAUUUUAAUUUUUCCAUGAUAUUUAAUAAAAAGUUACUAUAACAUUAUAUUUUUAUAUAUAAAUAUAUAUACGAUUUAGCUGCAUCCAAAUUGUGUGCGAAAACUCUAAUUUUGCAUGCAGCAAUUGUUAUGGGUUUUAUGUCCUAGUUGCAUCACAGUUCUUAACAAUAUAUAAGCAUGUCGGGAAUUAUUCAGUCAUUUUAAAACUAAGCCAGAAUUUUUCACCAUUUAUUUGGUUCAUUGCUUAUAAUUGCAUCAGGAAAAAAAUUUAAGUUAUCACUUGUUUGUCCUUUGAAAAUAAUAUACCUUGGAGUAGGAAAACAUUUAUACUAUUUUUAUAAAAAAAAGUAAUAAGUUUUAAACAGGUGAUUUGAUAGAUCGAUAGUAUUUUUCCAAUCGAACAGUUUAGGGAAAUUUUUAAAGGUAGUAUUAAUAUAUAUAAUUCCACAUUCACUUAAAUAUUGUACAUUUUUAGGUGUUGAAAAAGUCACAGUAUUCACAACUGGAUUAAUAAACAAUGUUCAUUUUGGUUAGUUUUGAUUAAGUUUAAACUUACUAAUGCUGAAUGUAAAGUAUUUGGUAAUUUCGGAAAUUACACUUGAUUGAGCGUGAUAUGUUUUUCCUUUAAUAUGAAUUGCAUCAGCAGAAGCCAGUGUAAAUAUUUUUUUUUCUCUGUGAAGAAUAUUGCAUGGUUUUCACUGGGAUUCUCAAGAGCUUUAAGUUUAUGGUUGAGUGUUUGUCUUUUGAAUUUUUUAAUGUAAUUUAUCUUGGUUGUGUGUUAGGUGUUAUUAUACUAAAAAUAAUUGUAUUUUUCAUCCAACUUUAAAUAUGAAUAAUAGAAAUACAGAUUUAGUCCAUCUAUUGAUAUUCUUAUUUAGAAUUUCUGUGGAAAAGAAAAUGAAUAACUGCUGUCCCACAAUAAUAGUUUUUAUUUUUCUCGCUUAAAACUAUUCACUUUACAUUGUUUUUUUUAAAAACAUUUACUGGUAAGUGUAAACAACCUAAGCUAUAAUCAAUAUUUUGUGGUUUAUUAUCUAUUCGCUAUAUUGUUUUAAUAGUGAAUCAGUAAAAAAGUGAUAUGUAUUGAUAAUUAUGAUAAAUGUGCAUGCAACUCGGACAUACCUCAGUCUUUUCAUGCAUGUAAUUCUUUUAUCUCCUUUAUGUACUUUGCAUGCAACUCAUUUUUCGUGAUUUUUGUUUAUUAUUUUUUCACUCAAUCUGGAUGCGCCUGAAUUUAACUAUUAACUAUAUUUUUAUCAUUUUAUACUAUUCUGAAAAGUAUUAAAUAUUAAAACAUUGAUUUUUAAUUCAAUAAUUUAUUUCACUUGUAUUAGUGUCAAAAAUAGUAUAAAACAAAUUUUAGGUCAAUGAAUAUUUAUCCAAAAAAAUAUAACUACGCGAAAUUUACUUUAAAAUUAUUUAAUUAUCAAAAAUACUCAACAAAUAUGGUUGUAGUUUCAUCUGAAAGUGUUUUUAAGAAAUAAUUUUAUUUACCGCUCACCAGAUUAAAAAAAGUUGACUAUCUUUCUAGUUUCUAUUUACUAUUUUUGAACUAGACCCAUGUUUGAAACGUUUAAGAUUCACUUUAUACAUUUUGAUAAAUUAACUAAAAAAAUUUUUAAAAAUUCCAAAAAUAAUAGAAUUAUACUUUUUAUUGAGUAAUUAUUAUCGUAUUCAAUUAUUUAUAAUCUAAAUAAUCAAUAUUAAAUCAGACAAUUAAAAAUGUAAAUUCCUCAUGUUCUAGAAUUUGCAUAUAAUUAAUUGUUUACAUAUAUCUUGAUAAAUAUUAUUUUAGAUUGUUAAAGAAUUGUUAGUAAAAGUAUCGACUAAAAGUGAAGUUUUUAAUGCUGAUGCUGAGUGGUGCUCUGAAGAGACUUUACCUAAAGGCACCAAGUGUAGAGUAAGCAAUUAUUUAUUUAUUUUUUAUUUUUACUGUACUUUGGUAUUUUACUGUUAAUUAAUGGUUCUCUUUUUAAGGCUGAAGGUAUGAAAUCAAUGGCAAGAUGGCUAAUUGGUUUAAAAAGUGAUAAAGUAUCCGCUCAAAAAACUUUUAGGAUGUUCAAUGCAUUUUUAUCACAAAAAGGUGACCUUACACAAUCUGGAAUUUUAUCAAAAUCUGAGUUAGCGUGGUUACGCUUACAAGCAGGCUGUUCCAUGUUAAAGAUUUGUGAACAAAAAGGUGUUGGAGACCAGUAUACAGCUGAACAAUUUUUUUUGCUUUCAAGGCUAAUGAUGGUAUAAUGUUUAUUUAAGUCCUAAGUUUUAUCCAUUUCAUUUAAUCAUAAUAAAUUUAAUUUUAGGAUGAUGUUUUACAAGUACGUGAAAUUUUUGCGGCAAAACUUCAUAAAGGUUUAGGGAGAGGUUUACCUUUUAAAUGUCUCCCAUUAGAUUUUAUGGGAAUGUAUGCUUUAGCUGGACUAGAAUCAGAUGAACGUUUAAGAAGUAAAAUCUACGAUUAUGUAUUAAAAGAUAUAAAUAGAAGACGAGAAUAUGCUAGAAAUUUAACCCAAGGAUCUACGACAUGUAUGUAAAAAUACACUGUUCUUUUAUGUAUAAAUUUCAUAGUUCAUAAAUGUUUAAAUUUUGUUAGGUUCAAUUGACAAAGCUAUGGCACAAUUACCUCAUAUUUUGCCGGAUUAUAUGUUGCUGUUUGCUAUAUCAAUUUUAACACACUCUCCAGUUUAUAAAGAUAAUAGAGAUGAAGAAAGUCUGACUUUGAUGCAGCAGUGCCUAUGGUUCAUACUUGAACCGUUGAUCACCAAAAAUGACUCUUAUAAUUUUGGGUUUUAUAAAGAGAUGUUGGAAAGAGUUAAGAAUUAUGUUGAUGCUGUAGAACCAACUAAUGAGACUGUCAAUGCGGUAAUUAUAACAAUAUAUAUUAAAACAUUAAAGAAUAUGUAGAAUGUGAUAAUUUUAUUAUAUUGGUUUUAUAUUCUCUUUUUUCGAGUGUUCUAAAACCUCGUCUUUCAAAUGGUCAAUGAAGAUAUCGGUUGAAAUAAUGAAAUUCUACGAUAUCACAUUUGGAUUUGUUUGACAUACAUGAUAAAAAUCAUGUAAUCAACAUAAAUUUUUUUUUGUAUUCUACUAUUGCUUAUUGCUCUAAACAAUUUUUGUUUCAAACUAAGUAAUUUUUAGUUAAAAUGUUUGAUUAAAUUAUUAUUUAUUUGAUACUAUAAUUAUUUAAUAUUUAUUUUUGUAAUUAAACUAUUUUAAAUUUUAUUUAGAAAAUGUGGGCUCUUUGUGAUUUAGCAAUGAGUGUGUUAGUAGUCCAUACCAGUACUUUUGAAACCUCUCCAUUUUCUGAAAUUAGAAUAUCUGCCAUGUUUUUCAAAAGGCACGAGGAUUCAAUGUUUGUAAAUGUAAAGGUUUAUUUACCAGAAAAAUUCCAAAUUAAAGUAAGUUCUAAAAAUAUAAUAUAUUAUUGCAUUAAUAUUUGGGUAUAAUUUCUUAAAUAUUUAGCAAGUAAACAAUAAUGGCAAGAAAACUGGACUUUCUGCUGCUUUAAGAACUACUAAAACCACUCGUGGUCAAAAACAUAAUAUACAAACCAAUCGGGCAAAUGAAACUAAAGUAGUGAGUAUUCUUGAUUUUAAAAGAUGUUUGAUAUAAUAAAGUCUGAUACAAAUAAUAUAAUUUUUUUUUUUUACUCCAUUCAUUUUAAAUUUUAAAUAGGGUUGGGCUUUUGACUAGUUUAAUUUUUUUGAAUAAUUGACCAUAUUUGUCAUUGAAAUCUAUUGACAAAAAAUUGUAAAAUAAUUAUAUUAUUAAAUACUAGCUGUUCCGACAUAGCUGUUGCCCAUGUAUUAAUUUCUUUUUUGGCAUUUUCGUAGGCCGUGUGUUAGUGUUUAAUUUAAUUGUAUUGAUAGUGCUAAUAUUUUAUAUGAAAUUCACAAUUUAAUAAUAACUAUCAAUUAUAUAACUGGUAUUAAUAAAAUCAGUCGCAGGUAAUCGGCGACCCGCAAUUGCAAUACACAAUAGGUACCAGCGGUGGACAGUUAUAUAAUUGAUACCUUGACACCGGUAAACAGUGAUUGACAGUCAGUAAAAAAAAUACAUAUGUAGCUAUAUAUAAACUGCUUUUUAAAACCACCCUUUUAAAGGUCGAAUUUUGAAAAAUCUUUUCUUGGUGCGCCCCUACAUUGCUUAAGGAACCUCUGUACAAAAUUUCAAGUCUAUAGAUCCAGCGAUUUGGUCUGGACAUUGAUAAGUGAAUGGGGUGAUCUCCUAUAUGUAUAUAGAUAACAUGCAUUUACAAAUUAUUUAAUAAAUUAACUAUAUUAUGUAUUUUUAAUGAUUAAAUUAUUACUGUUUUUAAUUUGUUUUAAUUGAUUGGUUAAUUUAAUUAUUCCUUCUGAUGAAUAGAAUACAAAUUACCCUUAAGAACAAUUUAAGAGGUACCUAUAAUAAUAAAUUUAUUAUUACAAUAGUUAUGUAAUAACUAAUAAUAAUAAAUAAUAGAUAUGUAAGUUAGUAAUAAUUUAAUUAAAACUAGUAUUUGUGGUAUAAGAUUAUUACAAUUACUAAUUUGUUAGUAAUUUCUAUAUUGAUAUCCAUUAGUAAUUUACCCACUAGGAUUUAUAAUAUUAUUAAAUUUCUUAAAAUUAAUUAUAUAACAAAAGAAUAUAUAUGGAACUAAUAAUAUUAUCUAUGAUAUUUUUUGAGUGUAAAAAAUAGAAAUUGAAGUUUAAAUUAAAAUUAAAGUUAUAGAAUUUCAUACAAAUUCCCUGACUUCCAGGUUUCCAGAAUUUAUAGCAAUGAUUCAAUGAUUUCUUUAUUAUAAAUUGUGGUUUGAUUUGAUUUUUCAACAGAAAUGUUGCUCCAAAAUUUAUGUUUGGUAUGUUUUUUGAAAAAAAAAAUUUGUUUUUUUGGUGUGUUAGAGAGGUGUUUUUUAAUUUUCUGUGUAGUUUUUAUAAUAAUUGGGCAAGCAAAACUAUUUACUCUGUUAAAAAUAAUUGUAAUAAAGGUGUUUGUUUUUGUUAUUUUUGAACUUAUUAUAUGCAUUUGACAUUAUUUUUUGAGAUUUUUUUAUUUAGUAGGUAUUUUGUGAAUAAAAUGGUUUGACCAAACAGGAAAUGCUUGAAAAUUUAAUAUGAGGUUCAUUAAUAGUUAAACUUAGUGAAAAAGAAAAAAAUGUUGGGCGUUUUGUACUUUUUUUAUGAGUGUAAUUUUAAGACCAAUUUUUGACCACAAUUAUAUAAAUUACAGCAUUUUAAAACAUACAUAUUUGAACUUUGCUCAGAAUCGGUUUUUGUUUUUGUUUAUUAUUGAGUACCGGUGUAAAUUAAAUAAUUUUGGCAAGGCUUUGAAUCUAAUUUUACCCAUACCAAUAAAACCCGUAUUUUAUCAAAAACACUAUAACCCAAAAUUGAAAUAAAUAAAUAAACAAACAGAUGUUGAGAAAAAAAAAUUCUAAAUUCUUAAUAAUUUAUAUAUUUUGCUAUAUAACACAUUAUACUCUAUCCCAAAUAAGAAUAUUAGACCGCAGUAACGUAUUAGCAUCCAGUUCAGUUAGACGUCACACACGCUUGUAAUUUGUCAUCUGUUAGGCCCGGAUUUAUAUACACUUGCAAGUUGUUGUUUUUUAACUGUCCAAAAAGUAGCUAGAUAAUUUACAAGUUUAAAUUAUAGUGAGUAGAUCCUAAAUACAACAUUUUAUUUUACAUAUUUUGCCACUUUUUGAUGUGUACUGCAUAUCUUUAUUUUACAAUUUUUCAUUGCAUUAUAGUCUACUACCUAAAUGGUACUAAAGAGAGGUUAUUUUUUUAUUUUCUCACUAAAUGAGAAAAACCAAGAAAAAUGGGAAAAUAAGUACAAUAUUAAACAAAUAUUAUUAAAUAACACAUAAUAUAAUGUCUAUGUAAUUACUAUACUACAAUAUGGUUUAUAUAUUGUUAACAAAUCAACUACACUAUAAACUAAACUCCGCCCAAAAUCUUAUUUUCGUUAGCAAUAGUUCAUUGUUACUUACAGAUUUAUCUACAUUAAAUUUUGCGAAGUAUGUCAGUCAUUUUUAGUUACUAACAUAUAAAUGACUAAUGAGGACAAAACCAUCCUUGCGAGUUUAUUCCUUACAUUGUGAGGGAAAUGACUUGAGUUUUGGGACCUCUUACUAAGAAUCGUUUUUCUUUAAGAGGUCUGAAGUCGUUUUAAUAUUUAAUACAAAUUAAAAUUAACCUGUAAAAUAAUAUUUGUACAAUACUGUUCAGGAUUUUCAUUUUUUGUUUUAAAUGGCUAAUGAUGACAGAACCAUCCUUGCGAGCUUAUUCCUUACACUGUGAGGGAAAUGACUUGAGUUUUGGGACCUCUUACUAAGGAUUGUUUUUCUUUAAGAGGUUUGAAGUCAAUUUUGCCAUUAAUAAAGAUAUAAAUUAGUUCUAAUAUUGUAUUUUUAUUAAAAUAUAGUAAUUUGGUAUAUUAUUUUAGAAUAUUAAUGUAAAAGCGAAACUAUUAUCUUUAUCAUUGAUUUUAUAAUUUAUAGAUAAACCGUCCUAUUAUUGAAAUAAAAAGUGGUUUUUUUUGUCAGCUAUUUACCCGACAGACUAGUUUUAAUAAAAUCAAAGAGAGGAAUGUAUUAGUAUAUUAGUAGGAAUGUAUCAUUUACUAUGAUGUAUGUUAAUUAUUAAUUCUUUUUGUGUGUGCAAACAAUUUUCGGCCACUUUAUCUCUCUACAGUCAAUGACAAAAAUACUUUUUGUUGGAUUUUAAAUCUAGUUGGUGCAUUGAUUAGAAGAUAAUUUUUUUAUUUUUCCAAGAGGUUUUUAUAUAGUAUUUAGGAAAACGUUAAAAAUAUUAGUAUAGACCUAAAAUUUUCAUAAAUUAGUUUUUUUCAAGAUGUGAUAAACAUUCUGGCAAUUUUUGAGUUAUUUAUAGGCAUUUAGUGUUUUCUAAUUAAUAAAAUUGUUUACCAGAAAACUGAAUAUCAGGUUUAUCAGGUUUUUAAAUUAUAAAUUGAACAACAAUGAAUUUCUCAUUAAAUAUUGCAUAAUUUGAAAUUUAUAUUGAAACUUUUUUUUUCUAAUUAGAACUGUGGUUUAAAAACUGGAACUAUAUUGUAAUUUAUAAUAUUGUUUAUUUUAAGUUUCACUUUUUUUCUUUUUUUUUAGAAUAAUGAUGUACAAGAUUCGACUAUGUUAGAUAUGUCUGUUGAAGUAAGUAUUAAAAAUAAAUAGCUUGCUUGUUAUAUUGUAUUGUUUGUAUUAGUAAUCAACAAUUUUUAUAGAGAGAAGAAGAAGAGGAGGUUAUUGAAAAUAAACGCAGAAGAACAACACGCAAUAAUAAUGUUAGUUGAACUAAUGCACAAAGUUUAUACUAAACUGUAAUUUUUUACUUGUUAAUACUAAAUCUGUUAAUAAUUAUUUAUUUUGUUAAUAUUUCAUACUCAAUAUCACUUUAUGUAAAUACAUUAUGUUUAAGUGACGUUUCGGUGUCAGUCUUGUACACAAAAUAUUAAUAUGAUUUUUACAUAUUUAAUUUGUUUGAUGCCUUUUGUCUGUACUCCUUUUUUUGCUUGUGCAGCCUCAUAUUUAAAUUUCUGAAUUUGUACUAAAAAAUAAAAAUAUUUUUUUAAUCUAAACUUGGAUCAAUAUAUGAUUUUUGUAAAUUUUAAGUCAAAAUAUUAGACAAAUUAUAAUUUUUUUUUUUUUUUAAAUAUUGAACUUGUCAUUAGUUUAGAUUAAGGGUUUAAUAUAAAAUAAGUACUUAUGUUUAAAAUAAAAUUAUUUUCUUAAAAUAAAAA
Messenger RNA from Cinara cedri, 15587 nucleotides. The record is from the annotation of a GenBank genome assembly. Lineage: Eukaryota; Metazoa; Arthropoda; Insecta; Hemiptera; Aphididae.